Messenger RNA from Etheostoma spectabile (orangethroat darter), 3660 nucleotides. RefSeq names its product mitochondria localized glutamic acid rich protein a (gene mgarpa). The coding region runs from base 189 to 2138 and encodes 649 amino acids. The record is from RefSeq and is a predicted model, not a curated record. Gene Ontology annotation, cellular component: mitochondrion. The transcript is spliced from 9 exons. Gene Ontology annotation, biological process: anterograde axonal transport. NCBI's taxonomy places the organism in Eukaryota, Metazoa, Chordata, Actinopteri, Perciformes, Percidae.
GUCGUCUUCCGUUUUCUCUGUGGCAUUAACCACCCCUCAUACUCAGGCACUGCACAUUAUUGCGCAACAGCGUGGCCUCCGCCUCCUCGCACGCGUCUCUGACCAGACUAGUCCGGCCACUCAUCCAUCCAGCCUUUGCUCCAACUGCACUGCAGCACUAUCCGCAGCGUAGCCGUCGCAGAGCAGCGAUGUUUUCUUGCAGAGCAGCCUGGCAAAGGUGUGGGCCUCUGGCGCGGAGAGCAGCCUGCAGGUUGCCCCGGGAUGUUGUGCAGCGGCGACCAAUGUCUUCAGUUCCUGGUGGGUCUGGGGAGAACAUAGUCUACACUCUGCUGUGUGGCGGAGCCUUGGUUGGUGCUGUCGCAUACGCAUACAGCACUGUGUCCACAGACAGCGCCAGGUUCAAUGAUCGCAUUGCAGAAAUCAAAGCCAGACCCAAGACAGAUUGGGCACCUAAACCAUGGCCACCUAAGAGCAGGGACGAAGAAGAGGCUGGAGAGGAGGAGGAGGCCGCUGGAGAGGCUGAGGUUGGCGAAGAGGAGGUUGCCGCCGAUGUUGAGGCCGAGUCCGUCGUCGAGGCAGUCGCCGAGGAGGCAGAGGCCGUCGUCGAGGCCGUCGCCGAAGCGGUCGCGGAGACUGCCGAGGCCGUCGCUGAGUCGGCCGAGGCCGUCGCCGAGGUUGCGCACGAAGUGGAGGCGGUCGCAGAAGAACUGGCUCACGUGGCCGAGGCGGUCGAGGAGACAGCCAAGGCUAUCGCAGAACCAGCCGCCGUUGCUGCCGAGGAGCCCAAAAGCAACGUGCUGCUGGCAGCCGUCUCUGCUCUAGAGGUACCAAAGAUAACUCAAGAGUUGACAAUUGCUGUUGAAGACGUCAAAGAAUCAGUGGCGCCAGUAGAGGCACAGCCAGUUGGAGAAAUUGCACCAGUUGAGGAGGCUACUAAGCCGGCAGAAGAGGCCCCUGCACAUGUAGAAGAAGCACCUGUACCAGUAGAGAUUGCACCAGCAGAGGAAUCUGCCGCCGAGGUUGUUGAAGAGGCUUUGGCACCAAUGGAAGCUGAGCCAGUGGUUGAAGAUGUCCCAGCAUUAGUAGAGGCUGAGCCAGUGGUUGAAGAUGUCCCAGCAUCAGUAGAGGCUGAGCCAGUGGUUGAAGAUGUCCCAGCAUCAGUAGAGGCUGAGCCAGUUGUUGAAGACGUCCCGGCACCAGUAGAGGCUGAGCCAGUGGUUGAAGACGUCCCGGCACCAGUAGAGGCGGAGAAAGUUGUUGAAGACGUCCCAGCACCAGUAGAGGCUGAGCCAGUGGUUGAAGACGUCCCGGCACCAGUAGAGGCUGAGCCAGUUGUUGAAGACGUCCCAGCACCAGUAGAGGCUGAGCCAGUGGUUGAAGACGUCCCAGCACCAGUAGAGGCUGAGCCAGUUGUUGAAGACGUCCCAGCACCAGUAGAGGCUGAGCCAGUGGUUGAAGACGUCCCGGCACCGGUAGAGGCGGAGACAGUUGUUGAAGACGUCCCGGCACCAGUAGAGGCUGAGUCAGUUAUUGUAGACGUCCCAGCACCAGUAGAGGCUGAGCCAGUUGUUGAUGUCCCAGCACCAGUAGAGGCUGCGCCAGUUGUUGAAGAGGCCCCAGCACCAGUAGAGGCUGCGCCAGUUGUUGAAGAGGCCCCAGCACCAGUAGAGGCUGCGCCAGUUGUUGAAGAGGCCCCAGCAUCAGUAGAGGCUGAGCCAGUUGUUGAAGAGGCCCCAGCAUCAGUAGAGGCUGAGCCAGUUGUUGAAGAGGCCCCAGCAUCAGUAGAGGCUGAGCCAGUUGUUGAGGCUCCAGCACCAGUAGAGGCUACGGACGUGGUAGGAGAGGCCUCAACUCCAGUGGAACCAGUCGUCACAACAGUUGUGGAAGAAGUCGCAGCAACCCCUGCUGUGGAAGUAGCCACCGCGGUGAUGGUGGAAGAAGCAGCUGCAGAGACCCUGGAAGAAGGUCCCAAGAGAGAGUACAUUGUUGUGGUUCUGGAAGGAACACCGAAAGCUGAAAAAAGGCCAAAGGUGCUUGGAAUAGGGCCCAUGACUGGAAGAACCAUCCCAGCUCCAGAAGAGGAUGAAGCCCCUUCUUCUGAGGGUAGGCGACGUCUUCUUAGGAUGCAAAUGCAGUAGUUCCAAAUAAGUAAACAGCUCCCGAAUGAUGACUUUCUAUCCUGCAGAAGAAGAGGAUGUGCCUUUCUCGAACACUUUCCCUUUCUCCCUUCACCCAUAAAUAUGCAAGCGACUAAAAUGUAGUUUCAGUGAAAAGAUACACAUACUUUAAAUCAACGCCUGCUUUAUGGAACCACCCUUCCUCACAUAUUAGCGGUGCCCAUAUGGCCCAUUACUGUGACACUCCACACUGACUUGACUGUAUAGUCCCAGCUGAGCUCAGUCAGUAGUUGAACAGAUCUCUGGUUUAUCAUGUAGUAACCUCCAAUAAGUUCUUGUAACUUCUGUGAAUUGUAACCCGUUUACUUCUGUAGCCAAAACUGAGCCAUUCAUUCACCGUAUUUUUUGUAUUGUACCGUUACAGUGUUCACUGCCUCAGAAAUCACUCAGGUGGAAUACCUUGAUACUCAUCGCAUCCUGUUGACCCAGGCUCUGCCCAGCCACUUAGUGUUAUAUUGUAAAGAAGCGAGGCCUGUUUUUAAUUCACCAGCAUUCUUUUCAAUACCCAGCCUCAGGUUUUUCUCUAAAAAACUUUAGUUUUUGUUUCAUGAAGAAAGACCCUUUCUACCUCACCGUGUUUUUAGUCUUUAAAAUGACACCAUGAACCUCUUCUUGAUGCAGUCACAGUGUUACAGUUCCUAAGCCAACAACACAGUUGCUAAGCUGCUGACUUCAAAAAUCACAUUCUUACUUUUAAGAAGCUGUAAUUUGAUCACCUAAACUUAUCAAACUAAAUAAGCAGGCAUUUGUGGAUUGUCCUUUUAAUUGUCUUCCUUUUUAGUUUGAACCGCUUUAUUUUCUAGACAAUGUCAUGAUUAUAUAGUGAAUGUAUAACAUUUGGGACAUCCUCUGGUAUUAUGUUGCAAUCUUUCAAACUUUGGCUUAUAUUCUAUUGAUAAUGCAACAGUCCUUGUAUCAUGUGUAUCCACAGCUCCUCCUUAGCCAUUGGUAUAGAUGUGAGGGUUGGAUAAGGAAAGUAAGUGGAUAAGUAGCAGCAUGUUGUUUCACUCUUUGCUUUUCUGUCCUUUGGCAGAGCUUUUCUUGUCUUGUUCUAGCAGUCCGGUCUGCGUGGAUGUAUAAUAUAAAGGCUUGCAGCAAGUAUGAACCGUAAUGAUGCUGAUGUGCUGGUGUGACAUGAAAUGUGCGUGUGUUUUUGGAAGCGUUGCAGUAUGUCUGACGUAAAGUCUCCAGUGUGAAAAGCUUUGACAAGUUGGUUGUAGUUCUGUCUUUAACUUCUUUCAGAUUUUCUCGCCUCCACUCUCGGGUUUUCGGCCUUUGUUAGCUUGGUGUACGCUAUUUAAAAGGGAUCACUGAGGGGGGAAAUGAAUUUACCAGUUAGUAUGGAUUUAAAAAGGGGAAUGAUUUUAUUCUGAGGUUUCUAUGAUAGGAUGCGGGUGGAUGCCUUUGACUAGCAAAGGACAGAAACUGAUUGUUUCACGUUAGUUUUUCCUGUUUUUGCAAAAUAAAAAGGGAUUAAACUUGA